This is a messenger RNA of Clonostachys rhizophaga, 654 nucleotides long. Lineage: Eukaryota; Fungi; Ascomycota; Sordariomycetes; Hypocreales; Bionectriaceae. The record is from the annotation of a GenBank genome assembly.
AUGGUGCGGAAUACGCCUACCAAAAAGUCAUAUCUCGAGCUCGCAAAUGUGCUCAUCCUCCUGUCAACAUUUGCGGGCGCAUUUGCGCUGCCCGAGGCUUGCAACGCGAGCCGUGUCCCCGCCUUCAUCGCCUUUGCCUCGCAAUUCUUCCUCAUGUGUCCCAUCGCCGCCUCUUCCAUCUACGUCGCGCUGCACAACAGGCCCGACGGACAAGUUGUUGAGACGGGCAAGCACGCAUUCAUACAGAUCCAGUUCGGCUUGAUCGGGGUCAUGAUUAUUGUGGGAUUUCUCCUGCUCAACAUUGCGCUUCACUUCGCCGGUGGUCGAUAUCUCGGCUCUGCGGGAUUGGGCUUGAGCGCUGUUUUCAUCCUGGCGACAGCGGCGUACAGCAUCGGGGAUCAUCUGUCACAGCCCAAGCCAGAAGCGGAGGAAAGGCUGAAUGGCGACACUCCGGCUCGUCCGCAGGUUUCGAUGAGCCAAUAUCUAGGAAUGGGGAGAGCCGCUGAUCAGACACCUUUGCAGAGGAUUAGUGUAUUUUUCAGAUGGUGGAUCGUCAUGCUGGUAGCGAUGGAGGUUGUCGGUUUCAUGCUUCUUCUUGGUUUGGGUGUCACUGAGACGGUCCUCGCAGAUUCGACGGCUUGCCAGUUUCUCUAG